AAGGAUGCUGAUUAUUAUGCUCUGAUGAUCAUUUUUAGUCUUUCUAACGGAUAUAUAGGAAAUCUGUGUAUGAUGAUGGGACCCAAAACAGUUGAGAGAGAAAACGACCAGGAAUGUGUUGCGUCUAUGCUGGUGUCAGUUCUAGUGUUAGGAAUAGGGAUAGGAUCCUUCCUAUCCUAUCCUAUAGUUCAUCAUCUCUAUAGAUUUUGGUUGAUAUUCUACUCCUUGGAUCUGUGGAGCUGCAAGGAUCCAGGAUGCAAACUGUUGCGGAUAAUUGCUCCGGAUACUAAGCAUUGGAGUUCAAACUUCUAACUGCCUCUUUUCUGGCCCUUUUUGCGAUGGUAUUCUAUCAUGAAAGUAAAGUAUAAAUUACCCGGUACCGUCUCAUAUCAGUACUCAGAUUGAACAAAAAUAUCUCGUGAAAUCGG
Eurytemora carolleeae is the source of this 428-nucleotide messenger RNA. RefSeq names its product equilibrative nucleoside transporter 1-like. Gene Ontology annotation, molecular function: nucleoside transmembrane transporter activity. The record is from RefSeq and is a predicted model, not a curated record. Gene Ontology annotation, biological process: nucleoside transmembrane transport. Bases 25 to 312 code for a protein of 95 amino acids. Gene Ontology annotation, cellular component: membrane. NCBI's taxonomy places the organism in Eukaryota, Metazoa, Arthropoda, Copepoda, Calanoida, Temoridae. The transcript is spliced from 5 exons.